Botrytis byssoidea is the source of this 327-nucleotide messenger RNA. RefSeq lists its product as uncharacterized. Lineage: Eukaryota; Fungi; Ascomycota; Leotiomycetes; Helotiales; Sclerotiniaceae. The transcript has 4 exons. The record is from RefSeq and is a predicted model, not a curated record. The coding region runs from base 1 to 327 and encodes 108 amino acids.
AUGUUCGUGGAAAGUACAGCAUCAAUGGCUACAAGAUCCGAAUGGGCCAGAUCCUUUGGAUUUAAGGGUCCAACAUCGGCUGAGGUGGUCGCAAGAUAUGUUAUCAACUUAGGAAUGAUAAUCGAAUACAGGCUCGUAGGUCUCAUGUCUCGACGUGAUCGGCGUCAAGCCAUGAUCCGAGUGAAGACGUUCGCUUCCAUCUUCGCUCGCCUCCGCCCCAGAGAUCGUCUCGGUCUCGCAGUUAAAAUACCAUACACAGCCGUCCUUCUUCCCUCCGACCAUGCUACUUUUAUCACUGCGACUUGUACUCAUGUAAAUUGUGGUUAG